Coregonus sp. 'balchen' is the source of this 3001-nucleotide messenger RNA. The record is from the annotation of a GenBank genome assembly. Lineage: Eukaryota; Metazoa; Chordata; Actinopteri; Salmoniformes; Salmonidae.
AUGGUUAUAAUUCAGCUCCUGUUGUUGCUGAGUUUCUUGGACCAAAGCAAGCAGGAUUAUCUGUCUCCGAGGCUUGCUAGGACUUCAGGGGCUCCUUGUGCCAGGGGCCAGGCGUGUGACCCAAGGCAGCGGAGAGAUGCUGGGGGACGCGGUGGAGUCUACGAGCACCUCGGAGGAGCACCAAGAUGCAGAAAACUUUACUGUGCAACUAAAUAUCAUUUGCAAAUACAUCCAAGCGGGAAAAUAGACGGUUCUCUUGAGGAAAACAACCAAUUUAGUAAGUAUAGGCUAUAAUUCAUGUUGUAUUUAUUUUCUAUGUGUAGCCUACACUUAGAAAAAAAGGUUCUGGGUAGAACCAAACAGGGUUCUAUGCUUGCUUCAUAUAUGGCACCCCUUAAGGUUCUAUCAAUAACCUAAAUUGGUUCCAUAUAGAACCCUAUGGAACCCAAGGGUUCUAUAUCGAACCGAUUUUGGUUGAGUGAAGAAGAACCCCCUACAAAAGGGUUCUAUAUAGGACCUUUAGGGGUGCCAAAAUAUAUGAAGCAAGCAAUAGAACCCUUUUUGGUUCUAUCCAGAACCUUUUUUUCUAAGUGUAUAUAUUUUGUUUUAUAUUGAAGAUCUCAUGUGGUUAAAGAACACUGUUUGUCUUUAUAAGCAUUUGAAUAACUAAAUUAUAAUGGAAAUAUCUGUUGAAUGUAAUAAUUUAUGUUUUAAUUGUGUGGCGCUGGAAUUACCAUUCCAUGCGAUUUGGACUAUAUUUUCAUUCAUAGCUGUAUUAAGGUGCUAGCCUAUAGCCUACAUUUGGCUCCCACUUUUUUCAUGAAAGAUGUAGAAAUGUGUGUGUAUCUUAAAGUGUAUAUUUGCCUCUGUGGGAAAACGUUGGUUUAAAAUAGGUCAGGCAUGCUCUCUAUAAAACAGAAUUACCCUAUGGGGUACAGUAGAUCAUAUAGACGACAACACCAGUAGGUAAACUGUCAUACUUGUGAAGCAAUCUUUCCAAAACGGAUCACUUCCCACUGUCCCCUACGUAAACUGCCCCCAGGCUACUUCAUCAGGGUCACAAUUACGGCGUUCACAGAUAAUUGGUAUGCUGAAUGGUUUUCUCUUGCACAUUUGACUUGGGCAGUGUAAUCAUGUUUGUAUAUCUUUGAAAACGUGACCAGAGGACACUUGUUAUCUGUUUUAUUAAACACUUAGGCCUAGCCACUUAUCAGGCAAUAGAGCGCCCAUUAGCCAAACCCAAACACGAAAAUGAGGCCUAUUUCCAUAUGAACAUCAGAAUUAACAGACUAUGAGAGACCCAAUAGCUGGGUCGUAGCGGAUGUAUUUAUCAAAUCAAUUACGAUUAUCCGAAACCACUGAAUAACCUACAUAGACUAAUCAAUGGAUGAUGAUAGAGCAAAUAAACCCAAAUGUAAUAUUGUUCAAGCUUACAUCUUCUAAACAUCCAAUUGGCUUUUAAUAAAUCCAAAUUAUUUGUGCGCAAAUUGACUUUUGUGAUGACAUUACAAGCAACAAUUAAAAAAUGUACACAGUACAAGCUAUGUUAUUAACAUUUCAUAGUCGUUGUGUUUCUACAUCUUUACCAAAACGCAUAACGUUUAUUAUCCAGAUAAGCCCAAUGUAGUUCUGUGCGUAAUGGAGCCCGAGAACUGGGAAGCCACUGCAUGUCAUCCAAAUGAUAGCGUCAUGAAGGAGAGUACUACUACUCCUACAGUCUACUAUAGCUGGAUGUAAAUGUUCUUCAGAAUGCAUCAAUGCAUAACAUUUGGUCUCAUCUUCUCAGGCAUCAUGGAGAUCACAGCAGUGGAUGUUGGAGUGGUAGCGAUAAAGGGGAUAUUUUCCGGGAGAUAUCUGGCUAUGAAUGAUAAAGGACGUCUAUACGCCUCGGUAAGUGUUAUGUCACAUUUGCCAAGAUAUCUAGAUAUGCAUUUAGAGGAUUCGGGUAAAAAGGAACGAUAUUUGAUUCCAUCUAGCCAUUGUGGUGUUUAUCUUGCAUAAAAUUGCACCAAAUUGUAGUGAUUUCCCUAUUCAACCUCUCUUAUACGAGGCUUGUGUGACUGCUCCAACUAAUUGGUCACUGCUAUAGUUCUCAAGAGUUUGAAGCAGCCUAUCAUCAUUGCAAGGCAAUAUGAUCAAUAAAAUGGAAUGCGUUUGUGUGGGUGUCUGUGUUUGGUUUUACUAUCUUUGUGGGGACCAGAAAGGAAAAAGGCUAUUUUAGGUUUAGGGGUUUGGAUUAGAAUUACGGUUAGGGUUAGAAUUAGGGUUAGGUUUAGGGUUAGGUUUAGGAUUUGGGGUUAAGGUUAGGGUUAGGUUUAGGGGUUAUGGAAAAUAGGUUUUUGAAUGGGAAUCAAUUGUUCGGUCCCCACAAGGAUGGCAAAACAAACGUGUGUGUGUGUGUAGAUGUCCGUGAAUCAAGGAGGCCUAAUUGAAUAGCUUUCGCAGUAAUCAUGUGAAAUUGUGAUUUCAUAGAUUCAUGUCUAUUUGAGUAUUGGUCCAAGGCCAUAAAUGAAAGGAUUAAUGAAAGGACUGAUUGACAAUGAUGAAAGGUUGACCAUGAUGAAAGGUUAAUUGACAUUGUGUUCUCUUUCAGGAUGUGUUCAACCAGGAGUGUGAGUUCCUGGAGCGGAUUCAUGAGCUGGGCUACAACACCUAUGCUUCACGACACCACUCCACCCUGCAGCCCCCUGCAGGGGGUGGCAGUGGCAAACGACGAGCCAGUGCCAAGAGGCAGUGGUAUGUGUCCAUCAAUGGGAAAGGCCGGCCAAGGAGGGGCUUUAAGACACGCAGCACUGACAAAGCCUCCCUUUUCCUGCCUCGAGUGCUAGGCAAUAAGGACCAUGAGAUGGUGCAAAAGCUCCGUGACAGCCAGAGGCACCCAGCUGGACAGCAGAGUCCCCCUAUGGACCGGGUUGAGCACCGGAGACGGAGACACCGGGCCCGGGGUAGAAAGGGCAGAACCAAGAGGCCUGGUGACAGACUGACACUAGCCACUGUCUGA